AUGCCGGUACCAGGCUCUUGUAACUUUUAUACAGAUUGUUUAGAAAAGAAAUUUCAUUGCGGGAAUAAUGGAUACCCAUUAAGCGAUGGACUUAAGUAUUGCGAAAAAUUUACAGAAAACAUGCACUUAUUCAGUUCUUCGGGGAAAGAUUGGGUGACCAAAACAAAGCUUUGCCUUCAGGAAUCACUAGUCCAAAUUUAUGAAAAUGAUUCGAGCACUUGUUCAGAAAUAAAACAAAAUGCAUUAGAUUCUCAUGCGGACUGUUACGUUACAAGUGGCAUAUGCAUAAUUCCGCCAUCAGAUUGGGUCUCCUUAUUAAAAACUAUUGAUUUCAAGGAUUUAUUUGGAAGUUUGUUUCCUUAUACUUUUAAACAAGCUUUAGAGACAGCGGUUGAUUGUGAAGAGUUUUAUAUUUUCUUAGAAGAAUCACACAAACGUCAACAUCACGAACUUUGA
Molecule: messenger RNA, 456 nt
Organism: Scutellospora calospora
Lineage: Eukaryota; Fungi; Glomeromycota; Glomeromycetes; Diversisporales; Gigasporaceae
Source: the annotation of a GenBank genome assembly